Arachis ipaensis is the source of this 1680-nucleotide messenger RNA. Its product is annotated as linamarin synthase 2-like. Gene Ontology annotation, molecular function: quercetin 7-O-glucosyltransferase activity; quercetin 3-O-glucosyltransferase activity. The record is from RefSeq and is a predicted model, not a curated record. Lineage: Eukaryota; Viridiplantae; Streptophyta; Magnoliopsida; Fabales; Fabaceae.
UUUUUUAGAAAACUUUGUCCGAAUAAAUCAUUAUCAAAAUCUUACAAAAACGCCCAUGUCACUAAAUCGCAUAAAGCCAUAAACCAGAACCGAAACAUUAAUUACUUGGGACAAAAAUGAAUUGUUCUGGAAAAUCGCAACCCCUUGUUGUGUGUGUUCCAUUUCCAGCACAAGGUCACAUAAACCCUUUCAUGCAACUUGCAAGAAUCCUUCACUUUAAUGGCUUCCACGUAACCUUUGUAAACUCCGAACUCAACCAAAAGCGCAUAGCCAAAUUCUUAGGACCCAGCUUCGUGAAGAACCAACAUGGUUUUCACUUUGAGACCAUCCCAGAUGGUUUGCCACCGCCACAGGAUGAUGCAAGCCACCAUGAUAACACUGCCCUUUGCGAUUCAACUAGAAAACACUGUUUGGAACCGUUUAAGGACCUUCUUAUGAAGCUGAACUCAAGUUCUGAGGUGCCUAAUGUUAGUUACAUAAUUUCUGAUGGCGCCAUGAGUUUCGCAAUCAAGGCGGCGCAGGAAUUGAAGAUACCUGAAGCUCAGUUUUGGACAACCUCUGCUUGUGGAUUCAUGGCGUAUCUUCAGUUUGGUGAACUUGCCAACAGAGGCAUUAUUCCAUUCAAAGAUCAAGAAUCUAUUACUGAGUGUGUCUUGAACAAUCCGAUAGACUGGAUUCCAGGUAUGAAAAACAUUCGACUUAAAGACAUGCCAAGCUUUAUUAGGACCACAACUCUAGAAGAGACCAUGUUUGAUUUCAUGGGGUCCGAGGCACAGAAUUGCUUAAAAUCAUCGACAAUAAUUUUCAAUACUUUCCAAGAUCUUGAGCUAGAAGUCCUUGAUGCAAUCAAGAACGACACAUUUCCCAACAUAUACAACAUUGGACCACUUCCAUUUCUAGGUAGCCAUGUCUUCAAUAAUAACAAGGACAAAUUAAUGUCCCAUGGAUCUUCAAGCCUAUGGUUAGAAGACUCAGGUUGCCUCAAUUGGUUAGAUAAAUGGCAACCCAAUUCAGUUGUUUAUGUGAAUUAUGGAAGUUGGACCGUCAUGAGUGAAGAUCACCUUAAAGAAUUUGCUUGGGGCCUUGCAAAUAGUAAUCACCCAUUUUUAUGGAUAAUUAGGGACAAUAUUGUGAUGGGUGAAUCAGCAAUUUUGCCAAUGGAAUUCUCUAAUGCUAUUAGAGAUAGAGGGUACAUAACAAGUUGGUGCCCACAAGAAAAAGUGCUUUCACAUUCAUCAAUUGGAGUAUUCUUAACACAUUGUGGUUGGAAUUCAGUGAUAGAAGCUUUGUGUGGAGGUGUUCCUAUUAUAUGUUGGCCUUUUUUUGCGGAUCAACAAACGAAUUGUAGAUAUGUUUGUGCAAAUUGGAGAUUUGGUGUGGAGUUAAGGCAUGACGUGGAGCGUGGUGAGGUUGCUGAGGUUGUUAAGGAAAUGAUGGAAGGAGAAAUAGGAAGGGAAUUAAAGAAAAAUGUUUUGGAAUGGAGGAAGAAAGCUCUAGAAGCCACUCAUGUAGGUGGAUCAUCGUACAAUGAUUUCAAUAGGUUAGUAGAAGAGGCCCUUCGUUUUCAAAAUGUAGUUUAAUUUGUUAUCAUUAUAUACCGUCCGCCUUAAAAUAAUUGUAGUUUUAAUUUUGAUAAAUAUAAAACAUUUUAUACACUCAUUUAAUUAUAUUUAUUAUUUA